GUGCGGGACUCUCUUUGUCACAGAACUCUAUUUCAAGUGCACGCUUCCUAUUGGCAGGCAAACUCGAUAAACUUCAGGAAGCGUAGCCCUUGGGGCCCUGAGGGAGUGCUGCGGCCAUGAGGCAGUGCUGCAGCCAUUAGGAUGGGAUGCGUUGGUUUAAAAGGUGGAUGGAUGAAGUUCUCCGAUCCUCAGCUCCAUCCCUCAUUCCUCCUCAGCCAUGUCCGCCACCAAGUUCUUCCACCUGCCUGAGCUGGUGGAUGCUCUGGCCCUACACCUGACACCCCGCGACCUCCCACAGCUUAUGCAAACAGACAGUGUCCUCCACGAGAUCUGCGCAUCCCCGUUUUACAGGUCCCUGGACCUCGAAGAAGAGUCUCGUUCCAAAAGAUUAUGGUCCCCUCAGGACAGUCGGCAGGCCCUGGCUAAGAACGCACACCAUGUUCGCCAUCUCGUAGCCAACAGCAGGCUCCUCAACAUCCUGUAUUCCGAGCAGGGCGACGACAACAGUGGACGACAGCCCGAUAACAUGCCCGCUAGGCCAGCGAAACAAACGAUAACCCAAUUGACCCGUCUGACUCAACUCCGCUGCACAGUGGGCGAUGAACCCCUCCAUCUUCACCGCUCCAGAUCCAGUUCUGCCGCCUUUCGAUUAGCCGCUCAGAACCCGGGUUUGACGUAUCUUAUGGUCUGGAGUGUUGAUUUACGGGAAGACAUGGCCAGCGGCCUUCUGACACGGACCCUCUCAGGAUUCGAUCAUCUCAGUUACUUGGAGCUUGUGCACACAUGGCGGGGUGAACUUCCAGCACAGAUUAUCCAGGACAUCUGGAUCAGCUGUCCACCAUCGAUCGAACGUCUGUAUUUGAAGUUCCAAGUUCUUGAGCGACCGAAUGCGGAGGAGUUGUGGAUACGGAGACAGGAGCCGCUGCAGAAACUGAAGGAGCUACAACUACCAUUAUACGAGGAUGGAUAUCCUGCGGAUAUCGUGUGCCCCAUCCUGGAACAAUGCCCGGCGCUCGAAAUCUGGGAUGUGACGUUUACGAGGGGCGCUGGCCACAGGGAAACAGUCGCAAAGACAGUCAAAGCCCAGUGUCCACAGCUCCAGCAUCUGUUAAUCGACAGCGAAGGCAAUGGCGAGGAUAUCAUUGCCGUCAUGGACACGAUCACGCCCCAGCAAAUCAGGUCAUGCAACAUCCAGCGUUAUGUCGAGGGGAUUCCCGAUCAGCUAGGGAUUGCUCUACAAAGACACUCAACUAUGCUGACGAUGAUUCGGCUUUCGAAAACAGGAACAAUCCGCAGUGGUACUAUCCGCCGCAUCCUAGGAACAUGUGAAGUGUUGGAGUACCUCGCGAUCACUAGUGGUCACCCAAGCCUGACGACGAUUACUGGCGAUCACCCAGACCGGAUAGCGAUAUCGUUGGAGGAUGCCGUGGCUUCGGAAUGGGCCUGUAGGCGGAUAAGGCACUUGGAACUUACAUUAGAUAUAUACCAUUAUUUGGCGGACUAUGGUAAUCGUCUUUACUGGACGGAUGGUCAGUUGUCGGAACGACGUUGGAAAGAAAUAGAGACAUUGUAUGAUCAAAUUGGUCGUCUUGUCCACCUCAGAGUGUUGGCAUUGAAAAUCGGCAUCGCUGUAAAUAGUUCCUCGGAUGACAGUGAAGUCGAAAAGACUCGAUAUGAGGCCUUGUCCUUUCCGCGACUGCUGAAUCUUCCCGACCCUGAGAGACAAACUCAAGGAUACCUGUCCAGUCUGGCCGGACUGAGCGAACUGCGAGAGCUACGGGGAUCGGUCCGUGCAGUCACGAAGGAGACGAAGACGAGCCUCGGGCAAAAGGAGGUUGAGUGGAUUGUCGACCAUUGGCCCAAGGUUGAGCUUAUCGAAUUCCUGCCAUCAAACCACGAGAAAAGGCUUGAUGUCGAGGUCCCAAAGCAUUUGCAGUGGUUGCAGCAGCGGUGCCCUCAUGUACGACUAAGUCUUCAAGAACCCUAAUACCCCGAUUCCGAUUAGAGCUGGUUGCAAAAAUAAAGAAUAUCAU
This is a messenger RNA of Gamsiella multidivaricata, 2033 nucleotides long. RefSeq lists its product as uncharacterized. The record is from RefSeq and is a predicted model, not a curated record. NCBI's taxonomy places the organism in Eukaryota, Fungi, Mortierellomycota, Mortierellomycetes, Mortierellales, Mortierellaceae. Bases 218 to 1987 code for a protein of 589 amino acids. The transcript has a single exon.